AUGGAAUAUAAUGCUACUUCAGUGAAUCAUGUGAAGCAGGUGAACUAUGAAAGACAAUGUUAUACAGUGAUUGAAGUACUGGAUUUGAAUGUAGGGGAUCCAGAUCUUAUUUUCAUUAAGUCACAAAUCUCAGGGAGCAGGCAAAGCGGCGGCAAAGUAAGCGGCAAGAGCUGGCUUUUCCUGGGCUCGGCACCCUCUCUUAACUUGGGAACUGUCCACCAGCGCGAGCUCCUGAAAAUGAACCUCCCGGCGCUCUACCUGUUCGGAUUGUUUCUCAGUAGCGGGCGAGCACUUCAAGUGUCAAUUUCCCUCAGCAAGGUAGAAGUCAGUGUGGGUGUAUCCAAAUUCUUCACAUGUACAGUAAUUGGUGAACCUGAGAGUAUAGAUUGGUAUAAUCCACAAGGAGAGAAGAUCAUUUCUAAUCAAAGAGUAGUUGUGCAGAAAGAAGGUGUCAGAUCACGAUUAACCAUUUACAAUGCCAAUGUGGAAGAUGCGGGAAUAUAUAGGUGUCAAGCAACAGAUUCUUUAGGGUUUAGUCAAGAAGCUACUGUUGUUUUGGAAAUUUACCAAAAGCUCACAUUCCAAGAUGUCUCAUCACCACAAGAGUUUGUACAGGGAGAAGAUGUACAAGUCAUUUGCCGUGUUACUAGUUCACCUGCACCUAUUGUCAGCUGGUUAUAUCAAAAUGAGGAAGUCUCAAAUAUUGCUGACAAUAGAUUUGCCAUGUUGCCAAACAACAAUCUUCAAAUUCUUAAAAUUAAUAAAAGUGAUGAAGGAGUAUACAGAUGUGAAGGAAGAGUCGAAGCCAGAGGAGAAAUUGACUUUCGGGAUAUCAUUGUAACUGUAAAUGUUCCUCCAACCAUUACUUUGCUCCAAAAGUCCUUUAAUGCUACGGCAGAUCGGGGAGAGGCAGUUACUUUGUUCUGUAGAGCUACUGGUUCUCCUGAACCUGAAAUCAACUGGUAUAGGAAGGGCAAACAUAUUGAAGAAAGUGAUAAAUAUACACUAAGAGGAAACAAUAUGGAACUAACCAUAAAAGAUAUACAAAAUAUUGAUUCUGGUCCUUAUAAUUGUGAAGCAAGAAAUAAAGCAGGAAAAAUGACAAAUCAGACUUUCAUGCAAGUUUUUGUACAGCCUCAAAUAAUACAACUUAAAAAUGAAACUACCUUUGAAAAUGGUCAAGCUACUCUGGUAUGCGAGGCAGAAGGAGAACCAGUUCCUGAAAUCACUUGGAAAAGAGCCAUUGAUGGAAUAACUUUUUCUGAAGGUGACAAGAGUCCAGAUGGUCGAAUAGAAGUCAAAGGACAACAUGGAAGAUCAUCACUACAAAUUAAAGAUGUGAAAUUGACAGAUUCAGGAAGAUAUGACUGUGAAGCUGCAAGUAGAAUUGGUGGGCAUCAAAAGAGCAUGUACCUCGAUAUUGAAUAUGCUCCAAUUUUUGUGUCAAAUCAAACAAUUUAUUACUCUUGGGAAGGAAAUCCCAUCAACAUAAGUUGUGAUGUUCUGUCUAAUCCAGCAGCAUCUAUUCAAUGGAGAAGAGGAAAAUUGGUUUUACCUGUAAAAAAUACAACUCAUUUAAAGACUCAUAUUAGUGAAAACAAAUUGAUAUUAGAGUUUGAUCCCACAUCAGACAUUGACUUUGGACAUUACAACUGUACAGCUACAAAUAGUAUAGGGAAAAGAUAUCAAGAAUAUAUCCUUGCCUUGGCUGAUGUACCAUCCAGUCCACAUGGAGUGAAAAUUGUAGAUGUAUCACAGACUCUUGCUAAGGUAUCUUUUAAUAAACCAGAUUCUCAUGGAGGUGUCCCUAUUCAUCAUUACCAAGUGGAUGUAAAAGAAGUCACUUCAGAAACAUGGAAAGUUGUUCCUUCACAUGGAGUUCAGACUAUGGUUAUUCUCAGCAAUCUGGAACCAAAUACAACAUAUGAAAUAAAAGUUGCUGCUGUAAAUGGAAAAGGGCAAGGAGAAUACAGCAAAAUUGAGAUAUUUCAGACUUUACCAGUUCGUAAGUAA
Molecule: messenger RNA, 2013 nt
Organism: Python bivittatus (Burmese python)
Lineage: Eukaryota; Metazoa; Chordata; Lepidosauria; Squamata; Pythonidae
Source: RefSeq, a predicted model, not a curated record